This is a messenger RNA of Clonostachys solani, 381 nucleotides long. Lineage: Eukaryota; Fungi; Ascomycota; Sordariomycetes; Hypocreales; Bionectriaceae. The record is from the annotation of a GenBank genome assembly.
AUGGCGAGGAAGGAGAAGUUUGGCAUCUUCGUCAUGUUCAGCCUGGGCAUCUUCAUCACUAUCACAUCGUGUAUCCGGCUGCAGUACAUCUCACGAUUCGGCCUGUCCGUGAACCCGACUUGGGACUACACGGAAACGAUUGUCUGGACAGGGAUCGAGCUCUCGGUCUCCAUCAUUGUGGUGUGCCUGCCUGCAAUGAGAAAGCUGACGAAACGCUUCAUCCCGUGGCUUGCAUCUACCAUAUCGAGUGCCAGUUAUGGCAAGGAUACGACUGUCUUCCUACAAAUCUUCCAAUGCAAGCCGGUCCAGUGGGCUUGGCUUGGAUGGCGGUUGGAGUACUACCGAGACCGCUGCUCCGACGUCCACCAACAUCAAUAUUGA